Molecule: messenger RNA, 984 nt
Organism: Paramecium octaurelia
Lineage: Eukaryota; Ciliophora; Oligohymenophorea; Peniculida; Parameciidae
Source: the annotation of a GenBank genome assembly
AUGAAACAAACCUAACCUUUUAUCCCUCUCGCUGUUGAUGAUAAUAAAGAAUACGAUAUCAAAAAUAUACUUUAAAAAUAAAUUAAAACAUUAACACCUGAGGAAUAUCAUUUUUUUAGUUUCCUAAUAGCUACUAAUCAUGUUUUUGAACAAUUAACUAAUUGUUAAAACAAAUUGAAUAAUGAUCCAACUUUUAGUUUGUGGAAGCUCUUUGAAUUCUUUGAUGUUAAUGGCGAUAGAAAAUUACAAUUAGAUGAUUUUAUUAUCACACUACAAAAAUUAGACAUUCUUCUUAAGAGAGAAGAAAUUGAAUCCUUAUUUACAACAUUAGGAGGUGAAGAUGACAAUAUCAUUUCAUACGCAGAGUUUGCUAAUUUAUUAAAAUUCUCCACUACACCAUAAUGGAGAUAAUCAAAAGUGCCAUCAGAAGGUGUUUUGAAUUAGGAUCAUUAAAAAUUAAUACAUUAGAUUUUUAGUUUGUAUGCAAAAAUAGAAAGGAGCCUUUUGUAUCUCAAAACACAAAUAGGAAAUGAUAUUCAAAAGCUUGAAGAUUUUUUCAGAAAAUUGGAUUAGAAACAAAAAGGCUAUUUAGUAUUCAAUGACUUUGUUGCUUAUAUAAAGUCCAAAGGCGUUCAAGUAAAAGGUAAUGAUUACUAUAGAGUGUUCUUUAUGCUUUAGUAAUAUAAAUCAGGUAGAAUUAGUUUUAAUGAGUUCUUGAAGAAAUUUUCAACAAGAGAAGCCUAUCAAAAUUAUUAGUAAUAAUUAGAUCUAUUGAUACAUCCUCCUUAAAUGGCGAUAAGAGAAUCAAUUGAAUAAUAGCCUGCUCUUCAAUAUAAAAUAGAUAGCUCAGCCAAUUUUGAAAACAAAUAAGUUCAAUAAAAUGAGAUUUCAUCAAAAAUAUCUUAGUAAUCUAGAUUUUCAUAAGAUCUUGAUGACUCUAUCAGAAUGCCGGGAUAUACUAGAUAUGUUUUUGGAAAUAAUUGA